Messenger RNA from Pyrgilauda ruficollis (rufous-necked snowfinch), 1808 nucleotides. It is a transcript of the gene PDCD7, whose product is annotated as programmed cell death 7. The transcript is spliced from 6 exons. Lineage: Eukaryota; Metazoa; Chordata; Aves; Passeriformes; Passeridae. The coding region runs from base 1 to 1110 and encodes 369 amino acids. The record is from RefSeq and is a predicted model, not a curated record.
AUGGAAGAAUGGAGCGGGAGGCGGGCGGGGCGGGUCCUCCGGGCCGCCAGGAGGCGCCGUGGCGCUGUGCUGGGGCGGGCGCUGAGGCGGUGUCAUGGCGGCGCGCUGAGGGCUGCGGCGGGAGCAUGGCGCAGCCGCCGCCGUUCCCCGCCCGCCUCCCGCCCCAGCAGCGCCCGGGCCGUGGCGGUGGCGGCGCUGGGGCGGGUGGCCCGGGUGACAGCGCUCUGCCGGGCCCUGCGGCGCAGCGAGGACCAGGGCGACGAGCCGGGCUGGGCCCGGGCGCGGGAGGAGGCGGAGGCGGCGCUGCGGGAGCUGCGGGAGGUCGUGAGGCCCCUGCGGGAGCCCGGGUACGGCGAGGCGCUGCGCAGGAAGGCCGAGAGGGCGAGGAAGAGGAGGCUGCGCCUGCAGCGGAGGAAGCACGAAGCCAGGGCGGCCAAGGAGGAGGAGGCGGCCCGGGCCGCCGAGCGGGAGGCCAAGAUCGACCAGUGGCGGGCUAAGUGCAUCCAGGAGGUGGAAGAAAAGAACCGGGAACAAGAGCUGAAGGCUGCUGCAGACAGUGUCCUGUCCGAAGUCCGCAAGAAACAAGCAGAUACAAAGAGGAUGACGGACGUCCUGCGCGGGUUGGAAAAGCUUCGGAAACUGAGGAAAGAAGCUGCUGCCAGGAAAGGUGUUUGUCCACCUCCUUCAGCAGAUGAAGCAUUUGAAAAUCAGGUGGAGAGUCUCAAAGCGUUGCUCAAAACUCGCACAGAACUGUAUGAAGCUGAGGAAAGAGCAUUAAGGGUUAUGCUGGAGGGAGAACAGGAGGAGGAAAGGAAGAGGGACAUGGAAAAGAAACAGAAGAAGGAAAGGGAAAAACUACUGCAGCAGAAGCUGGAAAUGGAUUCUAAGCUGUUUGGGGAUCCAGCUGAAUUCCCACUUGCCCAUCUACUGCAGCCUUUCAGAGACUACUACUUACAAGCUGAACAUUCUGUAGCAGCUCUAAUCCAGAUCAGGCAUGAAUGGGAUCAGUACUUGGUGCCAGCUGACCACCCCGAAGGAAGCUGCAUCCCUCCAGGAUGGGUUCUCCCGAGUCUCCCCACCAAUGACACUUGGGCCACUGCUGUCAGAUAAUUUGGCAAUAAAUAAUUUCAGCGUUGGAGGAUUGCCUCAUUAUAACUACGUGUAAAUAUGAGAGGGUCCAAAGAGGAGGUCUCGUCCUCUCUUUCGGCAGCCAGGUACUGGAAAGUCUUUACUGCAAGGUCUUGAAAAAAAGUUUAAGAGUUGUUUUUGCUGAUUGACUGUGCAGGAGAUAGCUGAGCAAGCCCAGAGCUGCCAGGCCUCUCGUGGUGUGGAAUUACAAUCCAGCUGCGAGUUCUUGUUAAAUCUCAGUCUUAAUAAAGGAACAUUGCUGAUGGUGGUAUUUGUGCCAGUAUUAACAUCAUAUUUUUAGUGGCUUUUAUCUUUAUAAAGGAUGAUGGAAGCUUCAGAAAUGAAGAAAUUUAAAGAAAAAAAGAGAUCAUUAGUAAACAUGUUUUUUUUCUUAAAUGAAGCAUGUCAAGCAUCACUGUCUAAAUAGUUCCUGUAUUUCUGGGUGUAGAGACAAACCUAUUACAAGUUUAAACGAAUUCUGAAGUACAAAUAAGACAGGGUUUUUCAAGUUUGAUUAAAGCAGCUGUUGACAUUUUACUUUUGUGGACUAAAGCUGAUACCAAAACACCGAAAAAAUUCCCAGUUGUGGUGAAAUAGGUCAGACAGCCAUGUGAAUAAAUACAAAUUUGAUGAAUAAGCCUGCUGGAAAAAAAAACCAAUAAAAUCUGCGGUCUAACCUA